AUGAGGGAGGUCGAUCCCCAAUACGGGAAGGACACAAAUAACACAAAAAAUACUAAAAAAGGCUUUCGAGCUCGAUUUACAGAGGAGGAAGACAAGCUACUGAAGGAAUUAGUUAUUAAUAAAAAAAAUACUUCAUGGAAAGAAAUAGCAAGCCAUUUACCUGGAAGAACUGCAUGCCAAUGUCGCGACAGAUAUAACCAAUACCUUUUCAAAGAAGUUGUAAAUAAGCCAUGGACUGCAAGUGAGGACCAAAUAAUUGUUGAAAAAUAUCGUUUAUUUGGUCCUCAUUGGGUGAAAAUAUCACAAUUUUUGCCAGGACGAAGUGGUAAUAAUGUUAAAAAUAGAUGGAAUUGCGCUUUAACAAAAUAUCACGGAAUUUCUUAUACAUAUGCUAAACAAGAGAGAAGAUCUAAAAAGGAUAAAUGGAAUAAAGAUGACGAGGAGACUGUAACUCAAAUCCAAGUCGCCCCUGAUCAAUGUACCACCUUAAUUGAUCAGAUGACUGAUUUCAUGAUGAAAAAGGUUAACGAGCAAAAUGAUCUUUUUGGAUCAAUUGACGAGUAA
Molecule: messenger RNA, 564 nt
Organism: Trichomonas vaginalis G3
Lineage: Eukaryota; Parabasalia; Trichomonadida; Trichomonadidae
Product: RNA polymerase II transcription regulator recruiting protein
Exons: 1
Coding region: 1-564 (187 amino acids)
Biological process (GO): regulation of DNA-templated transcription
Cellular component (GO): nucleus
Molecular function (GO): DNA-binding transcription factor activity, RNA polymerase II-specific; RNA polymerase II cis-regulatory region sequence-specific DNA binding
Source: RefSeq, a predicted model, not a curated record